GCUCUGCCUGCAGGGAGCCAGCUGCUGGCCUGGGUGCUGUGGCUGCAGGCGUGGCGGGUGGCGGCGCCGUGCCCAGGUGCCUGCGUGUGCUACAACGAGCCCAAGGUGACCACAAGCUGCCCGCAGCAGGGUCUCCAGGCCGUGCCCGCUGACAUCCCAGCCGCCAGCCAGCGCGUCUUCCUGCAUGGCAACCGCAUCACAUACGUGCCAGCCGCCAGCUUCCGCGCCUGCCGCAACCUCACCAUCCUGUGGCUGCACUCGAAUGCGCUGGCCCGCAUCGAUGCCGCCGCCUUCACCGGCCUGGCGCUCCUCGAGCAGCUGGACCUCAGCGACAAUGCACAGCUGCGUGCUGUGGAUCCCACCACGUUCCACGGCCUGGGCCGCCUGCACACGCUGCACCUGGACCGCUGCGGCCUGCAGGAGCUGGGCCCCGGGCUGUUCCGUGGCCUGGCCGCCCUGCAGUACCUCUACCUGCAAGACAACGGGCUGCAGGCGCUCCCCGAUGACGCCUUCCAAGACCUGGGCAACCUCACACACCUCUUCCUGCAUGGCAACCGCAUCCCCAGCGUGCCCGAGCGCGCCUUCCGCGGCCUGCACAGCCUCGACCGCCUCCUGCUGCACCAGAACCGCGUGGCCCGCGUGCACCCGCGCGCCUUCCGUGACCUCGGCCGCCUCAUGACGCUCUACCUGUUUGCCAACAACCUCUCUGCGCUGCCCGCGGAGGCCCUGGCGCCCCUGCGUGCCCUGCAGUACCUGCGGCUCAAUGACAACCCCUGGGUGUGCGACUGCCGGGCGCGCCCGCUCUGGGCCUGGCUGCAGCAGUUCCGCGGCUCGUCGUCCGAGGUGCCCUGCAGCCUGAAGCCCUGGGGCCUGGGCUCCCUGGCACUGCCCCCACCCAACCCUCUGCGCACACAGCUCUGUGGAUCUGGUCUGGAGGUGCAGGACGGCCUCAGCCCCCAGGAAUCCCUGUGA
This is a messenger RNA of Vicugna pacos (alpaca), 972 nucleotides long. The record is from RefSeq and is a predicted model, not a curated record. NCBI's taxonomy places the organism in Eukaryota, Metazoa, Chordata, Mammalia, Artiodactyla, Camelidae.